Messenger RNA from Petromyzon marinus (sea lamprey), 4804 nucleotides. RefSeq names its product lines homolog 1 (gene LINS1). The record is from RefSeq and is a predicted model, not a curated record. NCBI's taxonomy places the organism in Eukaryota, Metazoa, Chordata, Hyperoartia, Petromyzontiformes, Petromyzontidae.
UGCAGACAUGAAGCCUUGUAAAAAUGUUUCAGUUUUGUUGCCAGAAAAAAGGGGGAAAACCCUAUUAUUAGGUCCCAGUUACUUUAAACAGGCUGAAGAUGCCCCCCACACACGUGCACACAGCCGAUGCGUUAUGGCAAAACCAUCGGCAGUUCCUGAUUAACUGUAUCCUGGUUAUUUUGCCAUGGGUCACUGUCAAAAUAAAUCUGAGAGAAUGUGGCCGUCUGACAGGAGCAGCAGCAGCGGUGGACAGCGGCUGCAGUGGAAAUGCCCCUCGGGUUGUGAUGAAAAGUGGCGCAUGUUAAUUGGACAACAACUGAAGCUUCCUGGGUCCCCUGAGUUCCGCGUCACCGUCGCGGCCCUUGGGCGUGACAGAGAUGCGCCAAACCAGGACGCACAUCUCAUCACAGAGAGGGAGGGCCCUUGCCUUUGAACGUCUGACAGUUCACCCGCAUUGGCCCAAGCGAGCCUGCCUCAGAAUGUCGAAACCUGUCCAGAGUUUGUGUUGAACCAAUCAAUGGUUCAUGCAAUCCUGACUGCUGAUGAGACUCUCAAUGUCGAAACCGGUGCAGAGUGAUGAUGCACUCCCUGAAGGAAGUCCGCGUGGAUGAUGGGUGCGUAGUAAACACUUGUGCUGUACUGUAUUGAUCACGUAGAAGGGGCAGGUCGAGGAAGCAGGAGGCGAAUCGCCUGUUUUUGACGUUGCUGCAGUUGAGGGGUUCGGGCAGCAGGGGUCGCCCUGGCCCCCCACAAGCCCCGCACCCAGGGCCUCACCAUGGCCGGGUUUCCCGCGUCUUUACGGAGCCUUGGACCCCUGUGUGAGGCGGCCCUGGGGGGCCUCCCCCUGCCAGGGGGUCCCGAGUGCGGGGGCCCAGGUGGGGCCGCCCGGGUGCUGCUGCUGGGGUUGGAACUGGGGACCCCUGAUAACCUGGGUCCCCUAGAAUCGGGCACCGGGGAGCUGUGGGCCCCCGAGACGGGGACUCCUGGAUCCCCCGGCCCCUUUGUGAUCGCCCGGGUCGAGCUGGCACUGCUGGCCAUGAGCGCGGUGCGGGGUCUGUGUGCGGGACUGCACGGCAGCCCGAGGGGACCCGGGGACCCUGACUCGAACUGGGAUGUUCGGCCACAGCGACACGGGGUGCGCUGCACUGACCCAGGAUCACCUGCGCGUGUGGAGGACUCCCCUGGCCCGGCGCUCCAGGAGGGCUACCGAUCCGUGCUGAGGGAGCUCCUGGGCACCACGGGAACCCUGGGCUCCCUGCUGGAUGCCCUCCUGUGCUCCCCUGAGGGUCUCCUGUCCCACGGCGCAGUGCAGGUCGCCACUGCGCUGUGCCUGCUCCUGGAGAGGGCGGAGGUGCCGAGUUUUGAGACGGGCGCGUGGGUGAGCGAGUGGGUGAGCGCGUGCAUGUCUCGGCUGACGGGGGCCCUGAGCAGGACCCAGCUGGCCGCCCUGGGGCAGGCCGAGGCGGCGUGGGCCCUGAGCGACCUUGUGAGCGCCCUCGCCCGGGAGGAGGCCUCCAGCGGCCGGACCUCAGAGGGCCUGGCGCAUGUCCUGCGCUUUCUGGAUCCCGUGUGGCCGACUCUCAUGGACGAAGUCUUCACCCACGCCCCCCAAAUACCAUCGCCACCACAGCCGCCGCUGCUGCUGCUCGCGCUACUGGAGCUGCAGGACGCCCUUGUGCGCUCGGGGAGUCCAGGCGCCGCCGGUCGCUUUCCCUUCAGCUGCGACGGCGCCCGCUGCUUGCUGAGCUUUCUGGCACGGCCGGCCGCCCCCUACCCAGCCGUGCGCCGGCUCGCUGGCCAUCUCAAGCGCUGGCUGGUGCGGAGCGCACGGCGGCGCGCUGACACCUCCUGCAACGCACACCCCACCGGCGCGCACCCCACCGGCGCACACCAGUGUGCAGAUGCAGAGGGUGUGGUGUGCCUAGCAUGGACCCUGGUGCACGCAGUGCACACGGGCUGGCUGCAGAGCAUCCACAUCCAUCGUGCGGCAUACCACCUCGGGGGCCAGGCCAGCUCCUCUCCACCCUGGGAGGAGAGUGCUGCCUCACAGUUACACCGGGAGGAGCAGCUGUGUAUGGGAAGCUGCCACAUCAGCUCUGACAGGUCGUCAGGAGUCCCGUCCUCGUACUUUGAUUGGCCGGCCAUUGACCUCGUGACUCUGCGGGGGGUGGUGCUGUCCGUAUUAGUGGCGGCCGUGGUGUGUGCGGCCAACCUGGACUCUGUGGGCGUGCGCACAUGCGUGGAGGCCGCCGCCCGUUUUGCGCUUGGGUUCCUCGAUGGCCCCGUGGGCCCCCGCACCGACUCACAGCUGACCUCCCACCGGUGCCUGUGGCUCGUGACCCUGUUUGGAGACCAGGACGACGACCUGGUGGAGGCGGCCAUGAGCCUCCUGCUGCUGCGACCCCACCUUGACCCCGACGAUGACGAGGACGAUGGCGGCGGUGCUGCCAUCCCGUGGAGUGAGCGCGUCGGCGUCGGCGCAACCUGCGCCUUCGUGAGCAUCGUGCGCCACGCUUGCUUCAGCCCCGUGGUACUGCUCGACCUGCUCAUCUCCAGCGAGACGCGCUUCCUGCAGCUGCUUGUACUGGUGUUGCGCCAUGUGCGCGCCACGCCGCAUGCCCUGGCACAGGCCUGCCUCACCGCCGACCUUGACGGCCACACAGGCCCUGCCGGCACCGCCUCCCCGCCCGCCGGGAUUCACCGUGGCCAGGGUGACCAACGCAAACCACCGCCGCCACGGGGAGAGGAGCGGAGCCCCGAGCGGAGGAGCCAGAGACGGCAUCAGAACAGUGUCUGCAAGCAAGGGGCGGUGGCAGAGGAACUCGGGAAGAAAAAGCAGCACCGGCUUGUCGACUACGAGUCCUCGGAGGACGACGCCGAUGGCGGCGGCGAUCGUCGGGAUGAGCGUGAACGAGGGACGCACUGGGCGAGUGGUCCCGAGAGCCGGCAUCUCUGCCUUCGUGACGAAAAUGGUGCUCGUGUAAACGAGGAUAACGAUGAGAGUGACGAUGAGAGUGAUGAUGACCAUCUCAGUGAUAGCGAUGUCGAUGACGGCGACGACAGUGAUAACGAUGACAAUGAAAGCGAUGCUGCCGAAGGUGUGCAAGACGACGACGCCGUGGCCGAUCUAGACGAGGUAGAUGACGAUGUAAGCGGUAGCAUGGUGGCGCCGGUGCCCACGCUGCUGUCCGUGCUCCGCUGCCUCUCGAGGCUGCAGCUCCGCGUACAGCGCCUGUGCCGGCGCCAUCUCUUCCCGUAUGACGCGCGACCACUGCUCAGGCUGCUGAGCCAGGCGCAGGCCUCCUGCGCAGGCCUCUGCUCCAGCUCAAGACCUUCCUCUUCUCCCCUGCCCGUGAAUACCUCUAGCCCUCCCACAGACUCACACAGAGACCUGUAGACUCACAGAGACCCAUAGAAACCUACGGCUGCUUGUCUAAAAUAAACGUCCCCACUCGUUCUGUGCAGAGUCCUGAGAUGCCAUCGCAUUUAGACACCGCUAUGUAAGUCCUGGUUGUCGUGUACGGACGGAGCUGUGUGGUAGGGGCGGUGGAGUGCUCUUGCCUACAACAGCUGUCAACUGGGUGGCAUCUGUUUAACAGGCAUAACCCUGCUGAGGAGACCGAAAGUUGAAACCGAUCCAGAAUUUGCUGCCUAAACAAAAUCCGCUAGAAGACAUUGGUUCACGGGCCCAAUGGGGCUAGUCUAUCUUUACACAGCGAGACGGACUCUGGUCAUUUACAGAGUGUAUUGUAAGGGAGUCUUCGUGUGGCUCUGAGUGUCUGCCACAUUCACCCCCUCCAUUGCCAAUUGCUGUCUCUCAGACAUCAAUUUUACCUUUUGAAACCUGGUGAGAACUCAAGGGACUGGGAUUUAUCUCAUUUUUAAGAGUGAAUAAGUGGGUAAACAAUUGAGAUGACCGAGUACAAGUUUCAAGUUUAUUUUGAGAUCAAGUCAUUUGCAAGUAACCUGGGUCACCAAAGUGACAAAAACACAGAAAUUCAAGAAUUCAUUGCUGAUCUUCAAUCUCCUGGUCACUUCGCAGCCCCAGUCCUACACCUGGAAACUCCAGGUGGCCACCCAUUGCAGUCCUGAGCAGGCUCAAAUCUGUUUAGCUUCCUACAGGUGAAGAAAUCUGGCGCAUUCACGGUGCUAUUUGGUGAGAUCUGAUCCAAGGGGUUUCCAUACUGCUCCACAUCAGAAAAACCUGAACACAAAAUGUUCAUUCGUAUCAGAGCACAAUGGUUGACUGUCACAUCACAAACAUGGGCAGUGGUGCAAAUAACAAUAAAUGCAACAUUCGUCAAUAACAGACUGAAAACUAAUUUCUUUAUAACGUAUUUUUAAGUUUAGUUUGUCCAUCCCCCGCACCCUGAUUAGCAGUUAGCUACAUACGGUACGAAAGAAGUUCAACACAUACAUAAACGGGAAAAAUAUGAGGCUACAUUUCUGGCAAUGGCCCAUCAGAGGACUGCAGAGAUCGGGGGUCGAAUUUGGCACUGGCUCCUCACCACAGCAUGGCGAGAUGUUCAGUACCUCACCUGGUAUGUAGAGCGUGGGUCCGAUCCCAACCCCGAUGCCUGUAUAUUUGGAGUUUGCAUGUUUUCCCCGUGGUUACGUGGAUUUUCUCCAGGUUCUCCAGUUUUUCCCUCCACAUUUAGUAAGAUGCGUCGCAAAGCUUUUGUGUGCUAUAAAUUUCCACAUAAGCCACUUCGUAGAGCUAUCAUUUGUGGCAAGGUCGCUUCUGAAAGAGAGCAAUAUAGCUCAGUGGGCCUUACCUGGUAAAAUAAAAGUUUAGUUUACUGCC